CACCGCGCCUCCCCGGCUCCCGGCCAGCUGCGCCCUCGGGGCCGGUUUGCGCGCGGGGAAGGGCUGCGACCGCCCGCCGGGCCCGGCUCCUCCGGCGGGGGAGGCUCCAUCCGCUGCCCGCCCGCCCGCCUGCCGGCUGGCUCUCCUCUUGGUUCAGCCUGAGCCGCUGCCGCGCCGCUGCCCGCUGGCUCCCUUCGCAGCCCGGACCGCUGCAGCUGCCGUGCCUGGCUGGGCGCCGAUGGCCGCGCCGCGCUUCCCGGCCGGGCCGCUAGGCUGCGGGGACCGGGCGGAGGCUUCUUCCCGCCGGGACCGGCCCGAGGGGCGGCUGGGCGGCGGGCGGGCCUGAGGAGCCAGCCCCCUUCCUGACCGGCGCCAUGGAGGGCCUCCUGCUGUGUCUUCUGGUGGUCCUGGCCCACCUGGCCCGACCUCAGGUGUGUCCCAAGCGCUGCAUGUGCCAGAACCUCUCCCCUUCGCUGGCCAUCCUGUGCACCAAGACCGGCCUCCUCUUCGUGCCCACCAUGAUCGAUCGACACACGGUGGAGCUGCGCCUGACGGACAACUUCAUCACCGUCAUCCGCCGGAAGGAUUUCUCCAACAUGACCAGCCUGGUGCACCUCACCCUUUCGCGCAACACCAUCAGCCAGAUCCUGCCCUACGCCUUCACCGACCUGCGCAGCCUGCGGGCGCUGCACCUGGACAACAACCGGCUGCUCCUGAUUGGGGCCGAGCAGCUGAAGGGCCUGCCCAACCUCGCCAUCUCGCCAAAGAUGGUUUUAUCCUUUGGCUGA
Molecule: messenger RNA, 788 nt
Organism: Ahaetulla prasina
Lineage: Eukaryota; Metazoa; Chordata; Lepidosauria; Squamata; Colubridae
Product: leucine-rich repeat and fibronectin type III domain-containing protein 1-like
Exons: 2
Coding region: 375-788 (137 amino acids)
Molecular function (GO): protein binding
Source: RefSeq, a predicted model, not a curated record